Molecule: messenger RNA, 1990 nt
Organism: Ochotona princeps (American pika)
Lineage: Eukaryota; Metazoa; Chordata; Mammalia; Lagomorpha; Ochotonidae
Gene: LRRC74A
Product: leucine rich repeat containing 74A
Exons: 15
Coding region: 514-1839 (441 amino acids)
Molecular function (GO): protein binding
Source: RefSeq, a predicted model, not a curated record
AAGUCCCAGUGGGUGGGCCAGGGCUUGGGAUAGAGCUGGGCCACUCUGCCUGAGGAUCUGGGGAAGGGGCUGACUAGCCCAGGGCUGAGAUUGGGUCCAACUCAUGCAUGUCCAGGGGCCACCAGAGCCCACUCCCCCUAGGGCUUGCUUGGAGGGGUCUGGCUUAGAUGAGGAUCUCACACAAGAUUUGAGACAGAGGCAAAUGAGCAGGCAUGCUUCUUAAGGAAGCAAGAAAAAGGUGGCAAGAAGCUGACGGCAACCCUCAGGAGAGUUCUGGCACCAUGGACAGUGACUCACAACUUGAACUCGAGCCACAAGGCUGGUCCAGAAGCACAGUGUGGCUUCUCUGCUGAUGUCACAAGACCCAGCUCUGGACCAUGUGUGUAGUCUUACAGUGGACCCAGAACAAGCAGCCAGUGGUGGGAAAACACAGUAGCAGAAGAGACAGAGAAUGCCUUGGUAACUCACAGCAGUGAUGAAGCACUCUACUGUGAGGCCGAUGCGCCCUCAACUAUGGAGAAGGAGAAGACAGCCUGGGAGAAUUCAGAAACGGACCUGGAGACUGAGGAUGAUGAGAAGCUUUACACCACCGGACAAAGGGAGCUGUAUCUGGAGGCCUGCAAGCUGUUGGGCGUGGUGCCUGUCUCCUAUUUCCUUCGGAACAUGGAAGAGCCCUACAUGAAUCUCAACCACCAUGGGCUGGGCCCCAAGGGCACCAAGGCUAUUGCCAUAGCCCUGGUGUCCAACACGAGCAUUAUCAAGCUGGAACUGGAAGAUAACUACAUCAUGGGGGAGGGCGUCUUGAGCCUGGUGGAGAUGCUACAUGAGAAUUACUACCUGCAGGAGUUGAAUAUUUCCGACAAUGAUCUUGGUUUGGAGGGGGCCAAGAUCAUCUCAGACUUCCUCCAGAGAAACAUCUCCUCACUCUGGAAACUUAAGCUUUCAGGAAACAACUUCAAAGAGGAGUCUGCAGCACUGUUGAGCCAAGCCCUGUCGUCCAAUUACCAAAUUAAGAAGAUGAAUCUCAGCCACAACCAGCUUUCUGACACAGGAGGGGAACAGCUGGGCCAGAUGCUGGCCAUCAAUGUGGGGCUGCAAACACUGAAUCUGAGCUGGAAUCACUUCCACAUCCGGGGAGCUGUGGCCCUGUGCAACGGUCUCCGGAUGAACGUGACCCUGAAAAAGCUGGAUCUCUCCAUGAAUGGCUUCGGGAACGAAGGGGCCAUGGCCCUGAGUGAGGUCCUGAGGCUCAGCAGCUGCCUGGUCUACCUGGACAUCAGCGGCAAUGACAUUGGCAAUGAAGGGGCCUCCAAACUCAGCCGGGCCCUGGAGUACAACGAAAGUCUCCGUGUGCUGAAGCUUUUCCUGAACCCUAUAAGCAUGGAUGGGGCUGUCCUACUUAUCAUGUCCAUCAAGAAGAAUCCCAAGUCCAGGCUGGAAGAGCUUGACAUUUCUAACGUGCUGGUGACCGAGCAGUUCACAAAAAUGUUGGAAGGGGUGUACGCUGUGCACCCCCAGCUGGAUGUGUUGUACAAGGCAGUGCAAGGCCUGGCUGAGAAGAAAGCCCUCUUCCUGUGUAAGAACCCCAUGAAGCUGAUCCAGAGCUGUGACACUCGUGUCUCCGGCUUCUCUCAGAGCUACGCAGACACCAACAACAUCACCAUGCUGGAUUUCUUCAAGAGCCUCAAUCCCACUGGAGCCAUGGAAAUGACCGUAGGCGACUUCAGGAAAGCUCUGCUACAGCAAAACAAGGUGCGGUUGAACCACUGCCAGAUCAGGGACCUGGUGAAGAGGCUGCAGCAGAAGGCGGGCACAGUGAACUUCAGUUUCUUCAAGUGACAGAAACCAUAGCCACAAGCCUGGUCUGCAGAGAGGAAGUCCCGGUGCCGGAGUGACAUGGGGAUCUGGAAGAGACAAACAGGUGUGCGGGCCAGCGGGGUGGACUCGAGCCAAAGCCCCAGACUCAGCAGGAGUAAAUAAAGUCUGGCUG